UGAUAUUCCAUCCCAUUACUACCAUCAUCAUCGACAAUGUCUUUUCAGCCGAUUGUAGCUCGCGCUGAUUCUCCGAUCUCCGCCUCUUCAUCUAAACUCGCAAUCAGUUAUUUGACCAACUCAAAUCCUGAACCAGCUCUCGAACAAUCUAUUUCUAUGGACACGGAAGCACAGAGGACUACGGGAGCCCCUUUGAUCAAAGUUGAGCCUGCUGAGCCAGUCAUUGGCGCCGACGACCACGCUACCAACCCCGAGGCAGUGCACCUCGUUGAGACUCUCUUGGCCAAAUUCGAGCAAGCCGUUGUCGAUCACUCAACGCCUAUCAAGACUGAAACACCAAUCGCUGCAGCGCUACCACCCAUGGAUGAGCUCUCCGUCACAGCGAUGACCCUAGAAAAGCAAAUCUUGGUCGACACUCAAGACCUCAUCGAACAAAAUCACUAUACCGCUAAGGGGGAAGCUGUUACAAUGAUUGCAUCCUCCGACCAAGAAUCUUCCGAAACUGAAGGAGACCUAGAGAGUGUAGCCAAAAGGAGAUGCUCCGGGUUGAAGGCCCCUAAAAGUAAGCGGUCGCUGAUAAAAUCCAAAGAUGAGCCAUUCUGACCGAUAUCUUUUAUAGGAAAGAGCAAUCAUUUAAUUACACGUGGAGAAAAAGUUGAAGCUAGAAUCACAAGGUCGAGUGCCGCCAGAAGUAAGUAAUCUUUA
This is a messenger RNA of Hymenoscyphus albidus, 705 nucleotides long. Lineage: Eukaryota; Fungi; Ascomycota; Leotiomycetes; Helotiales; Helotiaceae. The record is from the annotation of a GenBank genome assembly.